Canariomyces notabilis is the source of this 610-nucleotide messenger RNA. RefSeq lists its product as uncharacterized. The record is from RefSeq and is a predicted model, not a curated record. The transcript is spliced from 2 exons. Bases 87 to 596 code for a protein of 169 amino acids. NCBI's taxonomy places the organism in Eukaryota, Fungi, Ascomycota, Sordariomycetes, Sordariales, Chaetomiaceae.
CUGUUAUUUGCCUAUAACGUAGGACAUUUAUACCUCCUGGCCCAGAAGCAGAGAUUGGAGACUGCUGUCUUGCUAUCUGAAGUCAGAUGUCAGAAUUGAGAUCAGCGCAAGGGAAAACGAGUAUAAGGGAGGGCACGCCAGGCAUCCCAGAGGCAGAAAGCGAAGACGACCUGGACCACGCGAGCGAGCUACACAGCAUGGAGCCACUACAGAUGUUUGAGAACCUGACAGAGGACUAUAUGACCUCCGGCUCAGGCUCUGCUCAGCACUCUGCCCAAAUGCCUGCCCCAGUGAUGGAUUUUGGCUGUUCAACCUGCAAGAGCCUCGACAGCCUUGCUUUCAAAAUAGAUAACCUCUCUCUUAAGAUCGAGACCUUGCUACAUGAGUUGAUUCGGAACUCGAGGUUGGAGCGUCGUCUUGAUCGGCUGGAUAGGGACCAGGAGAGAGAUGGCCGGUUAGAGACAGUCAAGAAAGACAUUACGCGGAUUUCCGAAAUUUCGGGUAAGAUCCUGGAGUCUACAAAUACUCUAGCAGCCGACUUGAAGAGUUUCUCUAUGGACGUCACGCAAACGUUUCAGGGGCGCGAUACAAUCUAGAUUAGUUAUGUAAU